CAGGAGCAACAAAUAAUAUUAGAGACGUUGGAAACUGAGCCCGAAGAGCAACAAAUACUAUUAGAGACGUUGGAGACUGAGCCCCAGGAGCAACAAAUAAUAUUAGAGACGUUGGAAACUGAGCUUGAAGAGCAACAAAUAAUAUCUGAGGAAAUGACAUAUGCCUUCAAAUGCUGUAUUUGCGGCUUCAAAACAAAUGUAUCAUGGAAGGAACAACGUCACAAACAUAGUCAUACAAAUCAGUACCAAUGCGCGUUUUGUGGAAAACGUCAUGGACAAAAGAGUGACCUUGACUCACACGCGUGUCUACAUACUCUUAGAAUCAAAGAGUGCUCCACUUGUAGUAAGACUUACAAAACAGAGCUAGGACUUCAGAGACACGAGGCUGAACAUACUGGCAACUAUAGGCACAUGUGCGAAUAUUGUGGGAAGGGGUUUUCUUACAUAAACCUCUUUCAAGAUCAUCAGAUGAUACAUACGGAUCAAAAGUUAAAAUGUCCCAAGUGUCCCAAGGAGUUUGCCUCUGCUAGAAAUCUGAGAGAACAUAAGGACAUAUGUGGUAAGACAGUAAAGGACUUUAAGUGCAGUGAAUGCGGAAAUGUUUACAAGUCCAAACGGUACCUAAAAGAACACAUAUCACUGAAACAUUCUUUAAAUCCUCCUGUAUACGUGUGCCAUGAGUGUGGUAAAACAUUCUGUUACAGGGCAACGCUUUCGAAACAUAUGAAAAGCAAUCACAAGUAAAUAGUUCAGUGAAGUUUGUUAAGUUGUAAGUCUGUUCAUGUAUUUCUUUUAUCUUAUAUUGAAUAGUAUCUAUGGAAGUAUCGCAUGUUUGGGGGCUGUUUAGUUAUAGAGAACUUUGAACAUUUCCCCUCAAACCUUUAAUACAGAUAUAUUAGUGGUAAUGUAAUCAACAUGGGAAAUGCAAAAGCUAUACAUUUUCAAUAUAAAAAAUGACAAAAAUCACUAGUAAUAUAUCAUGUUCAAUGAUACAAUGAUGUAAUUUA
This is a messenger RNA of Owenia fusiformis, 1007 nucleotides long. The record is from the annotation of a GenBank genome assembly. NCBI's taxonomy places the organism in Eukaryota, Metazoa, Annelida, Polychaeta, Sabellida, Oweniidae.